AUGACCAUCCAAGCUGGAAGCGAAAAGCUCGGCGAAGACAGCAGGCAUACCCUGGUGACCCCUGAAGAUGUCAGCACGCCUGAUGCUGCUGAGACAGCCACCCUGCUGGUUCUCCUCCCGGGCGCUUACAUGAAGCCAGAUGACUACAAGGGAUUCAUAGCUGGCUUGCGGGGCUGCUUAAAGGGAAAGGUGGCCCUGUGGGUGGCAGCGGCUCACCCCAUCUGGCAGGAGGUAGAUGUCAAGGCGCCAGACGCCAUGCAACAAGCCACGGAGCGAGUGGCCGCCGCUAUCGACGUUUUGAUUGCGCGAGCGCAUCAGGAAGGCUUCCCAGCUGCCAAGCUCCCCUCAGGCCGCGUAACCAAUAUGGUAAUUCUGGCGCACAGCUCGGCGGCUUUAUUCGCAGCGCCGCUGGCCGCCCGGCUGGCCGGCUCGCUGAUUCUGCUGGGCUCCUACCUGUUCCCCUCCAGUGACUACCAUGCCUCCCUGCGCGAGUUCAGCAGGCCGGUUCUGCACUUGGGUGGCAUGCUGGAUGGGCAGGCGCGCUUCUCUAAGGUUGCCAUAGCUGCACUGGAGGCAGCGCACUUUGCAUACCAGGCUGGCCCCAUGUGCGCGGCUGCGCAGAAGCCGGUGAUUCUGCUUCCCGGGGUGAACCAUGCAUGUCUUAGUAACGGUCACAUGCGCCCCGAAGCCAAUGACCUGGCAGCUGAGGUGUCAGCCGAGGAUGCCAAUCUCCAGGUGGCAGGCAUCAUAGCUGACUUUGUCAUGGUGCACAUGUCCACCAACGAGAGAUUCGUUGCACAUCCCGGGGAGCUGGUGCAAGCGAAAUUGGCGUCCGAAGACGUGCAGCGGCGUUUUGUCAGGAUUGCUUCGAGGAACGUGAAGCCAAAGCCUGUCACGCGCGUUCUGAGCUCGGUGCACACAGACAUUGAGGCAUUCAUCCGCAGCCAGCCUACUCUGCAGCUGUACAAAGGAGAAUCUGAACCAUACUGGCUGCUGCAUGUCCACUGCUACUUACACCGACCAAACCUCGUACCUUUUGGCCACCGUUUCCCUGUCGCCCCGCAGUACAUUCUGAAGCUCAAAUCUGCAGAGGCUCUUGCACUGGUUUACACAGGACAAAUUCCGGAUGGUCGAGAGGACGGGAGUCUUGGGGAUCAGCCCAUCACAGCUGCAACGGUCAAUGAAGGAAUGUACAAAGAAGCCCUCAGGAUAGUAACCAGAGACAGCAGAGAGCUGUUCCUUCGCAGGGGCAAGCAGCUCUCUUUCCCGCCCGACAGGGAUGUGAGCAAGGAGAUUCAGACUCCUGUCCAGUGGAUCAAAGACAUGCCCCUAGAAUUUGUGGAUGUCGGCCCCAAAGCUACACAGGUGUGCAGCCCGGUGGUGAUGACUCCAGCAGUGCAGACCAGCGGCAAGCCUGGGCCCGAGGCGGCGUUUCAGGGCAAUUAUUACAUGAAGAUUAUGUCAUUGGCAGGCGCCGUGGAAUGGAUCAUGUGUGAUGGGCUGCGGCCCUCCUCACACCAGCCUUGA
Coccomyxa subellipsoidea C-169 is the source of this 1527-nucleotide messenger RNA. RefSeq lists its product as hypothetical. NCBI's taxonomy places the organism in Eukaryota, Viridiplantae, Chlorophyta, Trebouxiophyceae, Coccomyxaceae. The transcript has 11 exons. The record is from RefSeq and is a predicted model, not a curated record. Bases 1 to 1527 code for a protein of 508 amino acids.